Gossypium raimondii (Peruvian cotton) is the source of this 1559-nucleotide messenger RNA. RefSeq names its product probable carboxylesterase 11. NCBI's taxonomy places the organism in Eukaryota, Viridiplantae, Streptophyta, Magnoliopsida, Malvales, Malvaceae. The transcript is spliced from 2 exons. The record is from RefSeq and is a predicted model, not a curated record. Gene Ontology annotation, molecular function: hydrolase activity. Bases 132 to 1277 code for a protein of 381 amino acids.
CUAAGCAAAUCUCCCCCUCCAAAAUCAUGGAUUUAAGUUUCAAACUUUCCCACUCCACAUUCAUGAAUUUAACUCCACACUGAAAAACAAGUUUUCUUUCUAGGGGGUUAAACAAAUAUAAAUAUAAGGAAAUGCCAAGCAUAACUGUAAAAUUAUACAGUGUAUUCUUCAAGAUGAGGUUGAAGAACCGUUUGCAGGGCUGGAUCCAGACCCCUCCUGAUGAAUCCUCAAAUCAAGAAGGUGUCAGGACCCGACCCGAAGAACCCGUCUCCGCUUCCAACCCUUAUUUCACCGACGGUAUCGCCACUAAAGAUAUCCGCGUCGACCCUUCAACUGCCCUUUCUGUUCGGAUCUUCCUCCCUGAAUCGGCCCUUCUCCCUUCCGAACAGCCCCAGCCGAAAUCCAAGGCUGAAGAGUCGAGUCUAAAGUCAGAAAAUAAUGGUGAUCAAGGUUAUACCCCAUCAGGUCAAAAUUGUCGAAAGUUACCGAUAAUGUUACAGUUUCAUGGCGGCUGUUGGGUGAGUGGGAGCAAUGAUUCGGUUGCUAAUGAUUCCUUUUGCCAGAGGAUAGCCAAAUUAUGUGAUGCUAUAGUGGUGGCGGUUGGUUAUAGGUUGGCGCCGGAGAGUAAGUAUCCGGCAGCGUUUGAAGAUGGAUUGAAGGUGUUGAAUUGGUUAGGGAAACAAUCGAAUAACUCGACGGGGGAUGAGCCUUGGUUGGUAGCCCAUGCAGAUCCCUCAAGAUGUGUUCUACUUGGGGUGAGUUGUGGAGCAAACAUCGCGGACUAUGUUGCUCGCCGAACUGUUGAGUUAGGCAAGGAACUGGACCCUGUCAAGGUUGUAGCACAGAUCCUAAUGUACCCAUUCUUCCUUGCAAAUGAACCCACACAAUCCGAAAUAAGGUUGGCAAACACGUACUUCUAUGACAAGGCGAUCUGCUUGCUUGCAUGGCAACUAUUUCUUCCAAAGGAUGAGUUUAGCCUGGAACACCCAGCUGCCAAUCCGCUCGCCCCAAACCGGGGCCCACCUCUUAAGCUCAUGCCACCGACACUGACGGUUGUAGCAGAAUAUGACUGGAUGAGAGACCAGGGUGUUGCUUACUCAGAGGAGCUUCGCAAGGUAAAUGUCCCUGCUCCUCUUCUUGACUAUAAAGAUACAGUCCAUGAGUUCGCAACUCUUGAAAUGCUUCUAAAGACCCCUCAGGCUGAGGCCUGUGCUGAGGACAUUUGCAUUUGGGUUAAGAAGUAUAUCUCACUUGGAUGUCACGAGUUCUCUUAUUAAGCGCAACGUUUCGAUCAUAAAAAAAAAAAAAAAAAAGAUUCUCGGCAUAGCAUCCCAGUUGUUGGGUUGAUAGUGAAAAAUGAUGCAUGGUUGCCAUAGACGGGACCGGAAUAAUAUAUUGUAGUUUUGUGAUCUUUCUCGCUAAUCCGACUUACUCUGAUUAAUUUCCAAGUUAGCUGAGGGAUAAGAUUACAUCUUUCGGGAGUUGCAACUGUACAAAUUCUCGUGAAUACAGUUUUAUUCAAUGGAACACUCUGUUUCACUAUUUACAGUAUAGCUAUA